UCGGGCGUACCCGCAAAGACGCCAUCGGGUUUCGAUGCAAAUACACCGGGCGGCUCCGGAUCUCUGCUUUAUUCUAGAGGCAACAGCCACACACUGAAGAACAAGUGACGGUUAAACUGAGACAAAAAUAUCAUUGGCUAUGGAUUGGAGGAUUUCUGCAUUCACUCUGCUGUGUCUGGUGUUAUCAGGUGUUGGUGCAAUCACUGUGUCCAUGCCGAAAGCUGAAUAUGAGUAUGCCAGGGGAGACAACAUCACACUGCCCUGCACCAUUCAAACCUCGGGCGAUCUAAAAGGAGGCGUGAUCACGUGGUAUGCUGAGGGUAUAGAAGAUAACCCCAAAGAGGUCCUGAUCCUCACUCAUUACGCCUAUGCUACAAGAACUGACAUUACACAACCGUACGAAGGCCGGGUGUCCAUUGAUAUAGAUCUUAGCAAGGGACAGGCUAACCUGAAACUGUCCUCCAUCACACUAGCAGACAACAAGAAGUUUGAGUGUCGUGCUCAGAUACCGGGCGACGAUGAGGGCAAGCGGGUUGCCAGGACACGUUUGGUGGUUCUAGUGGCUCCAUCUACACCAAUCUGUAAUGUCCAGGGAAAGCAAGAGUAUGGCCAGAACAUCAACCUGACAUGCAAGUCUGAGGAAGGCUCCCCGCCACCUACAUAUAAGUGGGAAACUCGAGAUGUCAGGAACAUGCCUCGUAUGCAGGAUCCCAGAACCACCACCAAGGGCGGCAUCAUGUCUCUAUACAAUAUCUCCAAGGAUACGUCAGGAUACUACAUCUGCACUUCAACCAACAAGAUCCGCUCUGCUUCCUGCAACAUCACCCUCGCAGUCAUGCCACCUUCCAUGAACAUUGGCUCCACUGCAGGAAUCAUUGGUGGAGUUGUCGCCGCAUUGAUCGUUCUCAUCAUCGUCAUCUAUUGCUGCUGCUGCCGGAAGAAGAAGCAGGAUGAGGAAUAUGCCAUGGGAGUUCGUGAGGAGGAGUACCAUGACAAAGAGACGCCCAGAAAUGGUGAGAAUCGCCAUGCCGAUGGUCAAGAGGAUGACCCAGGUUAUGAUGACUCCAGUGUGAGGCGUCCUGCUGAACGCAGUGACCGCCAUGAGGAACGCAGUGAGCGUAGCUACAACCCCCGCAGCGAUUACGAUGACCGUCGCAGCGAUUACGAUGAUCGCCGCAGCGACUACAAUGAUCGCCGCAGCGACUACGACGAUCGCCGCAGCGACUACUCCGACCGCCGUGACCGACACGAGCGCUACGAUGACGAGCGACGCUACGAUGACCGCAGAGACCGUCGAUAUGAUGAUGACCGCUAUGAUGACCGCUAUGAUGAGCCCUAUGAUGAUCGUGAACGUGACAGACCACCUGUGCCAAACAAUAAGCCACCAAGGAGGGACUACGACGACGACUAACAACAUGUAUCAGCCACCGUCUUCCAUUUUAUUUUAUCUCCAGGGACUUAAGUCCAGUUGUCCAGUUGUUUGGAUCUUGUUGUGACAUAAUUGGCUCAAACAUCACAACUGUAGAUGAGUUAAGAUGAUGUGAGAUAGGUUAAUUGUUAGGAAUAACUGAGGGAGGGAAAGGAACCCAAAAUGGCGCUGACAAAGCCCAUCUGAUCUGUUGGGUGUGGUCAACAGUUACAGUCUCUGUCUCAGGUGUAAUAUAUUUUAAAAAAAUGUUAGGAAAACAUGUUAGGGAUCCAUCAGAGAAAUACUACCAGAAAAACAUUUGUCAUUUCUUUUCAGAUAAGUUUUUAGGAUUUAAACUCAAUAUGUUAGCAUUGUUACAUAAAAGUGUGUAUGUGUGUUGAAAAGGGAAAAGGGCUUCAGUUCAAUGUCAUAAUAGAUUUUUGUUUAUUUCAGUACUGUAAAUCUUUGUAUGUCCUACAGACAAUGAACCACUUUUAAUGUUCUUUCUCUAUCGAGUAUUUUCACUUUUGUUUCAGUGUAUUACAGAAACUAGAAGUAGAUCUUCCUCUGAUUGUUGGGAUUGAUAAUGUCACCACAGACCUCUCAGGUUUUUAGUUGUUCAUCUUAAAUGAAAAUGGACAUACAUGGUAUAAAAUCUACUUUUGCCAUUUUUUUAAAAUGUUGAAUUAUCUUAUUAUUUUAUUGCUUUACAUUUAUGUUUAAAUGCAAUGAAAUAUGAUGAUGUACAGAAUGGUAAUGUUAUCUGUUUUACAUUGGGAUUUAUAAAAAUACAUUUUGAGACGUAUUACAUAAAAUAAAAAAACAUGCUGUAAAAAAUAAUGCUGAUGAAAUAAAAUGAACAAAAAAGCAUG
This is a messenger RNA of Larimichthys crocea (large yellow croaker), 2280 nucleotides long. RefSeq names its product cell surface A33 antigen. Bases 140 to 1411 code for a protein of 423 amino acids. NCBI's taxonomy places the organism in Eukaryota, Metazoa, Chordata, Actinopteri, Sciaenidae. The transcript has 7 exons. The record is from RefSeq and is a predicted model, not a curated record. Gene Ontology annotation, cellular component: plasma membrane.